Messenger RNA from Hevea brasiliensis (rubber tree), 1931 nucleotides. RefSeq names its product zinc finger CCCH domain-containing protein 40. Gene Ontology annotation, cellular component: U2-type catalytic step 2 spliceosome; U2-type catalytic step 1 spliceosome; Prp19 complex. The record is from RefSeq and is a predicted model, not a curated record. Gene Ontology annotation, molecular function: metal ion binding; pre-mRNA binding; U6 snRNA binding. The transcript has 5 exons. Lineage: Eukaryota; Viridiplantae; Streptophyta; Magnoliopsida; Malpighiales; Euphorbiaceae. Bases 271 to 1743 code for a protein of 490 amino acids.
GCAACAUUUGUAUUUUUCCUCUUCAUUCCUUCGAGUCUCGGCUUCCAACUGGGAGUUCGCCAAUUAAGAACCGUAACCCUAAUUUCCCAAUUUUAUUCUUCCCAAACCAAUUAAUUACUCGUUCUCAUUAUCUCCGCCGAGUCAGCCGAACCCAAAUCCCCAAAUCGGACGAUUGAGCUCUGGCACCUCCGUCCUCUUCGAAUUCAUCCUAUCGAACGUUACAGGAAUAAGCAUAGUGAAGAGUUAACCUAAGCUAGGGCUUAAGAGGAAAUGGCACACAGAUUGUUAAGAGAUCUUGAGGCAGAUGGUUGGGAGCGCUCUGACUUUCCUAUCAUCUGUGAGUCAUGCCUUGGUGACAAUCCAUAUGUUCGUAUGACCAGAGCUGAAUUUGAUAAGGAAUGCAAGAUAUGUACACGGCCAUUUACAGUUUUUAGGUGGAGGCCUGGUCGGGAUGCAAGAUUUAAGAAGUCUGAGAUUUGCCAGACAUGCAGUAAGUUGAAAAAUGUUUGUCAAGUAUGCCUUUUGGAUCUAGAGUAUGGUUUGCCAGUUCAGGUUCGAGAUACUGCUCUCAGUAUCAAUUCCAAUGAUGCCAUUCCAAAGAGUGAUGUCAACAGGGAGUACUUUGCUGAGGAGCAUGACCGCAGGACCAGAGCUGGUAUAGAUUAUGAAUCUUCAUAUGGAAAGGUGCGGCCAAAUGACACUAUUCUGAAACUUCAAAGAACAACACCAUAUUACAAAAGGAAUCGAGCACAUGUUUGUAGUUUCUAUGUACGGGGUGAAUGCACACGAGGUGCUGAGUGCCCUUAUAGGCAUGAGAUGCCCGUAACUGGGGAGUUAUCACAGCAAAACAUAAAAGAUCGUUACUAUGGUGUGAAUGACCCGGUGGCAUUGAAGCUACUUAACAAGGCUGGUGAAAUGCCCUCAUUGGAGGCACCUGAAGAUGAAAGCAUUAGAACUCUUUAUGUUGGUGGACUGGAUGCAAGGAUUACAGAGCAGGAUUUGAGGGAUAAUUUUUAUGCUCAUGGUGAGAUUGAAUCCAUUAAGAUGGUGCCUCAACGGGCAAUUGCCUUUGUAACCUACACAACGAGAGAGGGUGCAGAGAAGGCUGCAGAAGAGCUGUCUAAUAAGCUAGUUAUCAAGGGUCUGAGGCUGAAGCUAAUGUGGGGAAGACCCCAAGCUCCAAAACCUGAGUCUGAAGCUUCGGAAGAAGCAAGGCAACAAGCAGCAAUGGCUCAUGGCGGGAUGUUACCUCGGGCAGUUAUAUCUCAGCAGCAGAAUCAAUUACACCCACCUGGACCUCAAGUCCAACCUCCGCCAAUGCACUACUUCAAUAUUCCACCACCACCUCAGCAGGAAAGAACCUUUUACCCAUCAAUGGAUCCUCAAAGAAUGGGUGCACUUGUUUCAUCCCAAGAUGGGGCUUCCAGUGGGCCAAUGGGAUCUGGGGAGAACAAAAAUGCACUGGAGAGGCAGCAAGGGCAGCACUAUCCUUAUCAGGGUAUGCCACCGCCACACGGGCAAUAUCAGCAACAACUUUAUCCUUCAUAUGGGUAUAUGCCGCCAAUGCCCCCUUAUCAGCAGUACCCUCCAUCAUAUCAUCCUGCGGUUCCCCUACCACAGGCUCCCCAAGCCACCCAGCAGCACCAGCAUUCUGUCGUGCCACCAAGGACUGCACCUUCUGCAUCUGCAAGCGCUGGACCUCCACCUCCAGGGUCCGGAGCAUCAACUUCAUCAAAUACAUGAAACUUGGAGGUUGAUUAUAAAUGUUGUAUUUGGGCAAGUUUCUUACAUUAUUCAUGCUUUUUUGGAUGUUUUUUUGCUCCUGCGUUUGGGUUGUACUAAUUUAAUAUGCACCAUAAUUCUUAGUGGUGCUCUUCCAUAUAUGAAGUUAGAUCAAUCUAUACAAUCAGAGGAUUUAACUGUUGCUAUCA